This is a messenger RNA of Penicillium hordei, 1419 nucleotides long. Its product is annotated as kinase-like domain-containing protein. The transcript is spliced from 2 exons. Gene Ontology annotation, biological process: intracellular monoatomic cation homeostasis; protein phosphorylation; intracellular signal transduction. Bases 1 to 1419 code for a protein of 472 amino acids. The record is from RefSeq and is a predicted model, not a curated record. Gene Ontology annotation, molecular function: ATP binding; protein serine/threonine kinase activity. Lineage: Eukaryota; Fungi; Ascomycota; Eurotiomycetes; Eurotiales; Aspergillaceae.
AUGCAACAAGAGAGGUCUCAGGAUACUCAUCCACACCAGCGCUUCGUGCAUGUCCAAUUACCUGCACCUCCCUUGUCAUCCCAUAUUCACCAUACGAGCAAGGAGAAUGACAGUGAGACAAAAGAUUUUGAGAUCCCUCACAGCCUCGAUAGACUAAUAAAUAUCGUGUCUGGGUGGGGAAGGUUGACACCUGAAAGUGAGGGUCCUCAUUUGAGGACAAACUUGUCAGGUCAUGGUUCUCCAGGAUUUGCGACCGCUUCUCAUCCACAAGAGACGGCUUCGGAUCAGACGCAAAUAAUUACAGAGACCAACAACAAAACGGAGGGAGAAUCGCAGGCAUCGUUUGCAGAGGAUUAUGGGAAAUUUAACAAAGUCCUACAUUACGAGGGAUCCUAUACUGUUGAAUUAUACGAAAAGAAAGUACCGGCUGUUGAUCAAACCACAUCGCCAGCAAAAUUCCCGCAAAGCCACAUUCUGGAGAGAAUGAGGCGAAUUUCUAUAUCCGAUACAAUUAAGGAACUCUAUGCAAUCAAAGUGUAUCGCCACGCCAAAACUGCGCUAUCUCCGCCAGCCAGACCUCUUAGUCGGACUGUCUCCCUAUGUCACCCUAAUAUUGUCCCAAUCAUCGACAUUAUCUAUAAUAAGCAAAGGAAUCUCUGCCUUGUUAUGCCGUACUACGCUGGCGGCACCUUAUACUCUCUUCUUUCCCAAGAUAGGAAACCAAGCGAGAAACUGUCCACCGAGGAGUUGAACUGUUUAACUAUACAAAUCCUGCGGGCAGUGGCCUUUCUACAUGAAAAUGACAUUACCCAUGGCGACCUGAGGCCAGAACAUAUACUCCUAACAGCCCAGGGCGCAGUGAAAGUGGGUGGUUUUGGUAAAGACGAAGAUGCAGUUCGAGAACUAGUCGAACUAUCACAUAGUGGUAAUCUCACAUCCGCUUCGGCACCAAACCCUAAGUCAGCUCGGAAGUCUGAAGAUAAGCCAACCCUGUGCAUUCGGAGAGGGGUCUCGGAGUCCAGUGUUCCUUAUCUUCCCCCGGAGAGGUUUCCCGGUCGCCGUGGCUCUCGUCCUCAAAGCUAUACCUAUGAAUAUGUCUCUGACCUCAAACCGGGAGAUAUAUGGGCAUGCGGCAUAAUCUGCAUGCUACUUCGAUCCGGUCAAUUCCUGUGGCGCAGCGCCCAGAGAGUUAAUCCUGACAAAUCCUUUUCCGAUUACCUCCACUGCCGUCUAGAGGAAGACGGUGAGGUUGGGUAUGAGGAAAAGUAUCUAAUCUCGGAAUUCAAAAAGCAUUACCGAAACGUGAUUUACGCGAUGUUACAUCCCGAUUUGGGACCGAGGAUUACUGCAGCAGAGGUCUUGAGAUCUGAAUGGGCCCUCGGAGUUGCAGUUUGUGAGAUUGGGGAAAUGGGGUCUUGA